AUGGAACUGGGCAAAAAUAGAUUGCAUCUCUGGAGGCCAAUUAAAAAUAAACAAACUGUAGCACAAGCAACAAGGGAAUUCCUUGACUUUUUUUCUUAGCGAGAAGCCCCCAAUUUCUGGAAAAAAAAUGGAACUCAAAGCUGGAUGCAAAUCAGAGCAACAAUAAAAAGAAAAGCACUGACAAUUCGAUUUUAAAAAACUUUCCAUUCACCUUACCUCCUUGUGGAGCUCUGAAAUAGGCAGUCGCAACCUGAGAAGCCACCGCACCUUCCUUGGCGCGCUCAAACCGGUGGGACACUGGACUUGCUGCAAGAAUUCUGGCUAACAUGUCAACCAUCAGCCCCGAAUACGACUACUUAUUUAAGCUGCUGCUAAUCGGCGAUUCUGGAGUGGGGAAGUCCUGCCUGCUACUCCGUUUUGCGGAUGACACCUACACGGACAGUUACAUUAGCACCAUCGGAGUGGACUUCAAAAUCCGGACCAUCGAGCUGGAGGGGAGGACCAUCAAGCUGCAGAUUUGGGACACGGCUGGACAGGAGCGCUUCCGAACCAUCACCUCCAGCUACUACCGAGGCGCGCACGGCAUCAUCAUCGUGUACGAUGUGACUGACCAGGAUUCCUUCAACAACAUGCAUCUCUGGCUGGAGGAAAUUACUCGCUAUGCCAGUGAGAACGUCAACAAGUUGAUUGUAGGAAAUAAGAGUGACCUUUCUAGCAAGAAAGCAGUGGAUUACACUACUGCCAAGGAAUACGCAGACUCCCUGGGAGUGCCCUUCCUGGAGACCAGCGCCAAGAACGCCACCAACGUCGAGCAGGCCUUCUUGACCAUGGCCGCCGAGAUCAAGAACCGGGUCAGCAGCGGCCCCACGCAGAACGACAGCCACAAGCCCGCCCUCCACAUCCAGAGCGGCCCGUUACGGCAAGAAGGCGCCGGCCCCGGGGAAGACGGGGGCGGAGGCUGCUGCUAAGAGGCUUUCCGCAUGCUGAGCGACCGAGGGCCAGUUGCAGGGAGCGCCCGGGAAAGGGGGUAACACCAGGCAGCCGAAGCCCCCCACCUCGCUAAGCAUCCCAGCUUACCCUGGCAGACUUGGACUGCGCAAAGGAACAUCUGCCUGGUUCGUUCUACCUUCUGGACUUCGGAGCUCUCAGAGUCGUCCCUGAUCAGCUGGUCCUCUGCCCCUCGCCUCUUCCUAAGCCAGGCCAAGGCUCUUCCGCUGACAGGGCUCCCAGGAAUGCCCUGGAGUAGAGGGCUGUCUGCUGCAGAGUCCAGCCGUAGGCCUGUCCCCGUCCAGGAAGUGGCAGAGUUGGAGCAGGCCCAUUCAGAGGGAACUGAAAGAGGCACACCCAUCACGCAC
Candoia aspera is the source of this 1355-nucleotide messenger RNA. RefSeq names its product ras-related protein ORAB-1-like. The record is from RefSeq and is a predicted model, not a curated record. Gene Ontology annotation, molecular function: GTPase activity; GTP binding. NCBI's taxonomy places the organism in Eukaryota, Metazoa, Chordata, Lepidosauria, Squamata, Candoiidae. Gene Ontology annotation, biological process: vesicle-mediated transport. The coding region runs from base 327 to 968 and encodes 213 amino acids. The transcript is spliced from 7 exons.